Molecule: messenger RNA, 1594 nt
Organism: Helianthus annuus (common sunflower)
Lineage: Eukaryota; Viridiplantae; Streptophyta; Magnoliopsida; Asterales; Asteraceae
Product: G2/mitotic-specific cyclin C13-1
Exons: 6
Coding region: 140-1270 (376 amino acids)
Biological process (GO): regulation of cyclin-dependent protein serine/threonine kinase activity; mitotic cell cycle phase transition
Cellular component (GO): cyclin-dependent protein kinase holoenzyme complex; nucleus; cytoplasm
Molecular function (GO): cyclin-dependent protein serine/threonine kinase regulator activity
Source: RefSeq, a predicted model, not a curated record
AAUAAAAAUGGCGGCAUCUCCUUCCUUAAAAAUAUAAAACCACUCACAGUCACACUCUCACCACACAUCUCCACCAACAACACCCACAUUAAUCCAACAAUCACCCAUUUGUCUCCUGUGUUCGUUGCUGUAUUCAUCAAUGGCGGACCAGGAGAACAAUUGCGGCGUGAGAGUCACGCGCCUCGCGAAGAAAAGAGCUAUGGAGGCAAUGGGGGUUCACUUGCAACCAAAGAAUAAGAAGAGAGUGGUGUUGGGUGAGUUAUCGAACAAUGCGGUAUCUUCGAAUGCCGAUACGGGAUCUGAUGGUGGUCAGAUCGUGAAAUGUGGGGCCAAGAAGGUGAAGAAAGUGGUGCAAGUGGUUACAAUGGAGGUGAAAGAGAAAGAAUGUGAAGUGGUUGCUGAGAAGAUUGAUGAUGGAUUGGUUGAUAGUGACCCUCAAAUGUGUGAAGCUUAUGUUUCGGAUAUUUAUGAGUAUCUUCGUAAUAUGGAGAUGGAGGUAAAGAGGAGACCAAAGGCGGAUUACAUCGAAAAAGUGCAAAAAGAUGUGACAGUUAACAUGAGGGGUGUAUUGGUUGAUUGGUUAGUUGAAGUUGCAGAAGAAUACAAGCUUCUUCCAGACACUUUAUACCUCACAAUCUCAUACAUUGACAGAUUUUUAUCAGCAAAUGUUCUCAACAGACAAAGACUUCAACUUCUUGGCGUUUCUUCGAUGCUGAUUGCGUCAAAAUAUGAAGAAAUCAGCCCUCCACACACCGAAGAUUUCUGUUACAUAACAGAUAAUACGUACACGAAGCAAGAAGUGGUUAAGAUGGAAGCCGAUGUGCUAAAAACGCUCAAGUUUGAAAUGGGAAAUCCCACAGUCAGAACUUUUCUUAGACGGUGUACUCGAGUUGUUCAAGAAGAUUAUGAUACACCUAAUUUGCAGUUGGAGUUCUUGAGUUAUUAUUUAUCCGAAUUAAGCUUGUUGGACUACAGUUGCAUCAAGUUUUUGCCGUCUAUGAUAGCUGCAUCCGUUACAUUUCUUUCGAGAUUCAUUCUUGAUCCAAAUUCACAUCCCUGGAACUUGGCGUUGCAACAGCAAUCGGGAUACAAGCCAUCGGAUUUGAAAGAAUGUGUUCAAAUUUUACAUGAUUUGCAGUCAAGUAGAAGAGCUGCAAAUUUAGUGGCAAUUAGAGAAAAAUACAACCAACAUAAGUUCAAAUGUGUGUCGGGGUUGUCUUCUCCUUCUGUGGUUCCGUCUUCCUACUUUGAUGACAUCAAGGAGCAAUAAAUUUUGAAAAAAGGAUGAUGGGUGUACGCGUACUUAUGAAGAUUUGUGUUCAAAUAUUGAAGGAUUUGAAUGAACGUGAAUCAUUUGACUUGAUUGGCGAGUCGAAGGGUGUGAGGCUGGCGUCACGCUUGAUGGUUUUGAUCGUGUUUAACGCAAGCUAUGACUAUGAUUGUAGUUUUGCUUUUACAGAUACAAUUUUGGAUGAGGAAUAGACAUUAUUUAUUACUUGUUUAAAUCAAAGGAAUACAUGUUACUUUUGCUAUCAGAAAGUUUGGUUUCUGGUUAUGGCUAUAAUGUAAUAAAAACAACUUAUAGAUUGAUCAA